AUAUAAUAUAAACAGGAAACAGAAAAAACAGAGAAGAAGAGAGAGACCGACAAGCCAAAAAAAAACACUCCCAAGAGUUGCUUUUGCUCUGCAACAAUGGCUGAGCAUGAGAGCCCAGAGGUUAUGCCAAGGGUUAUAAGCUUUCUCUCUUGUCUUCUCGAACGAGUAGCCGAGUCCAACGACCUGAACCGCCGGUUCGAGCCCAACAAGAUCUCUGUUUUCCAUGGCUUAACAAGACCAACCAUUUCAUUGGAAAGCUAUCUCCAGAGGAUCUUCAAGUACGCCAAUUGUAGCUCUUCUUGCUUCGUCGUUGCUUAUGUUUACCUCGACCGCUUUACUCAGAGACAGCCUUUGCUUCCCAUUACUUCUUUCAAUGUUCAUCGUUUGCUCAUUACCAGCGUUUUGGUCUCUGCAAAGUUCAUGGACGAUAAAUAUUACAACAAUGCCUACUAUGCUAAAGUAGGAGGAAUAAGCACAACAGAAAUGAAUCUACUAGAGGUGGAUUUCUUAUUUGGAUUAAGCUUCGAAUUAAAUGUGACGCCCUCAACAUUCCACACCUACUGUUCUUAUCUGCAAAAAGAAAUGAUGCUCCAACUUCCACUAAAUGUGCCUGCUAGGCCUCUUAAACUCCAUUACUGCUUCAAUGAAGAUGAAUCUGCCCAUCAAAAACAGUUGGCUGCUGUUUAAAUGGUUUUUGGUACAUUAGAUGGAGUCUGAAUCCUCUAUUAGACUUUUUCAUCAGCAUUAGUUGUAUGGGUAACAAAUAGCAGAGUCAAAAACUUCUCUCUUGACUUACUUUUAAAGCCAAUGCAAGCUUGACAUGUGGCCCCAGCUUGAUUUUUCUUGGUAUCCCCACAUUAAUUUUUUUUUCCCAAUGUACUAUGUUUUUUUUUUUUUUUUUUUAAAAUAUUUUGUUGAAAUGGUUAUGUAUAUUUUGGAACAUCGAAGUUGGUGGUGGUGUUAUGUACAGAUGGAGAAAUUGGCUUUACAGUCUGGCUAUUGGCUAAAA
Molecule: messenger RNA, 1009 nt
Organism: Ziziphus jujuba (common jujube)
Lineage: Eukaryota; Viridiplantae; Streptophyta; Magnoliopsida; Rosales; Rhamnaceae
Product: cyclin-U4-1
Exons: 2
Coding region: 97-687 (196 amino acids)
Biological process (GO): regulation of cyclin-dependent protein serine/threonine kinase activity
Molecular function (GO): protein kinase binding
Source: RefSeq, a predicted model, not a curated record